GGCCAUGCCCGAGCAGCCCGCGCUACCCGACGGCCACGAAGGAUACCUCCUCAAGCUCCACGCGACGACGUGGCGGACGCGCUACGUGGUGCUCGACAGCGGCGUUUUGCACUUUUACAGCCAUCGGGGCGAGGCCUACCCGCGGGGCCUUGUACUGCUCCCAGGCUGCGUCGUCGAGGUGACGCCAGAGCGCUCCCCGAAUAGCGUCUGUAUUACGCACCCAUCAGCAACAAGUGAAAUUUGCCUGGCGGCUUCUGACGCGGCAUUGCUGGCUGCUUGGGUGACCAAGCUACGAGCUCAUGCGGCGCACGCGCCGCGACGAGUGUCCACGGGGCAGAAGGAGCUCCAAGCACGCUCCAUUGAUCUUCCGAAGCUCUGGACCGAGUCUAGCAUUGUCGUGGCGCAAAAGUACGAAUACCAGAUCAAAGCCAUGAUGACGGAUCUGGCACAACAUCUCUUUGACGCGAGCCGAUGGACGCUGGUGACAUCCGAGGCAGCACUGCGCAUCUGGACGUCCAGUAACGCGGUCAUGAGCAAAACGACGAUCCACGAGACGCCACCUGCCAUUCUCCAAGUGCUUCUAAGUCCCUCGAGCAUGCUGCAAGUGGAUACGCAGCUCAGUGCGCUUCAGCUUCUCUCGGCUGUGGACCCGCACACGUCGGUGCAACACGCGCUGCACAAGGCAUUGUUUCCAACGCCUCGCAAAGCGUGUGUUAAACUAUUGCACUGGCGCCUCUUGCCCGACAACUCACUCGUCGUUGUGAGCCGGUCGCUUCAAAAUUACGCGCUUCCAGCGGCGCUGGAGGACGUGCCACGUAUGGCGCUACACCUCGAAGGCUUCCAUAUCGUGCCAGCGCCCGACAACCUCAGUGCUGAUGUCACGUACGUACUCCAGCCAGAGGCGCCGAGCGUACCAUUGGAAGUCUUUGGCACCAAGAUAUGCCAACUGCGGUCGGUGGUGCAGUCGCUUAGUGGCCCCGUCGCCGUCGCACCACUGCCUCCACCACCGGCGCAUGCCGCCGAGGUCGAGGCGUCGCUAACGGCGCUUCUCUCUGCUUUUGACGCUGAAGCAAAGCAAUGGACCGUACACGGCGAGCGGGACGGUGUCGCAGUGUCGUACAAGCCCGACGGCGAUCUCGUCGCGGUGCGCGCCCAUGGACUGCUCCCUUUCCCAGCCAAAGACAUCAUGUCCUUUGUGUUGGCUGUCCACGACAGACCGGCGCAUGACCCGCUCUGCGUCAUCGCUGAGCGCGUCGCAACCUUGGAUGCGCAUACGACCAUCGAUUACGUCGCGUACAAGCCGGUGCUUCUUGUGUCCGGUCGCGACUUUGUAACGCGCGUCCACUCGCGCGAGCUCAACGACGGGUCGAGUGUCAUCGUCGCCACCUCAACGACCCACCCGCUGUGUCCGCUCCGCGAACCCGACACGAUUCGCGGCCACGUGCACUUGGCGGGUUGGCGCAUCAUACCACGCAGUGCGUCACUUUCCGAGGUGUGGUUUUUCGUCAAAACCGACCUCCGCGGUUCAAUUCCCGCACGCAUCUCGCAGCGUGUGCUCAUCGACCAAGGCUUUGGUAUGUUGGAUGUUGCCAAAGCACUUGCGGCCAAAACAAAGAUGGCGGCGGCGCCAGUUUCGCUUCCGACGACGCCAUCCGCUUUGUCUCUGGACAGGUCACCGGCGCGGCCACCGCCAACACCGCAAGACAUGACGUUGCUGGGCCUGGCCCAGUUUAUGGCUCUGUUUCUAAGCCUCUUGUACGCCGCGCCGGCACUCUUCACAACGUACUUGGUCGAUAUCCUCCACGACGUUUUCGUCUGGGGUCUGAUUGCGUGGAUGUGCGUGCGACUCUACCUGGGCCCGGCCACGGACAAUGUCCACCACGCUGGCUACGGGCACAUCUAUGCCGGCGUCGACAUUGACGUCACCGCGGCACUGGCGUUUCUGCAAGAGCCGUCGCAGAAAGGCGUCAACCUUCGCGAUGUGGUGGUAGCCGCAGUCGCCCGCGUUCUUUGUUCCAUGCCGCAUCUCAACAGUCAUAUUGUGCUCGGGAAGCAGUACCCAUCGCCGACAAUCGACGUCACGCUGGUAGCUCGCGGCCAACACGACGAAAUGCUCGAGCCUCUGCCCCUCCACGAUCUCGCCACCGCCACUGCCCACGGUGUCGCAGAGAACGUGCGCGCUGGCUUGGCCAAGCAGCAGAGUGACGGGACGAUCGCUUGUCGCCAGGCGUGGGCGCGGUGGCUGCCAUCACCAGUGCGACAGCUUGCACUGCGCCUUGUGGCAUGGCUUAGCCAAGGACUGAAUCUCGACUGUACACGUGUGGGCGUCCCGCGCCGGGCACUUGGCCAAGCCCUUGUCGUUGAGCUCGAUGACGCGUACAUUCCGAUUGCGCCUUGGAUGCACGUGCCGCUGUUGGUUGUCCUCGGACCGCCGACGAAAAAGCCGGUCGUUGUCGACGACCAAACGGACGCUACAUCGAAGCAAGCGACGUGGGCCGCGUCACAGCUCUUCUUCGUGCAUACGUGCGCGAUGCCGCGACGCAUUCGACCACGGAAGCGUCGACGACACAAAGCUCCCAGCUGA
Molecule: messenger RNA, 2584 nt
Organism: Saprolegnia parasitica CBS 223.65
Lineage: Eukaryota; Oomycota; Saprolegniomycetes; Saprolegniales; Saprolegniaceae
Exons: 2
Coding region: 5-2584 (859 amino acids)
Molecular function (GO): lipid binding
Source: RefSeq, a predicted model, not a curated record